AUCCCCACCCCGAGGGUCCCGGGAGGCGGGAGGGAGAGGCUAUGCUGGGGGGGGCCCGGGAUAGGCUAGGGAGGCUGAGAAAGGAGGCCCAUGGAGAAGGCUAAAGGGGCCUCCACCUUGCUCCCUGAGCGGGCUGAAGCACGACCCCGGGGGAUCCUGAAGGACCCCAGUUCCACCGUGAUGAUGAAAAUCUUGCCUUCCGAGAAGAAGAAGUCUCAGCACUGGGAUGAGAUGAACAUCCUGGCUACGUACCACCCGUUGGGGAAGGACUAUGGCUUCAUGGAGGUUGAUGAGCCCAACACCCCGUUUUGCAGGUCGCAAGACAGCAGUGAGGACCUCAGCGCGGGGACAUCCCAUGCUGUGACCCCCGAGUCACUGGCUGAAAGGUUUGCAGCCGUGAAAGGUCUACCCCCGAAGGUCCUCCUGGUCGGCGACAACAGUAGCUCAGACUCCAGGGACAGCUCCAGUGUAUCAAAGCCUUCAGCUUCCAAGGAAUUCGAGAAGCUGCGCAAAUCCCACUACGAUGAGGGCAAGUUCCUGAAAGGCCAAAGGCCCAGGCUGGACGAGGAAGACGAGGAGCCGCGUGAGUGGGACUUUGAACGUCGAAGGAGAGCUUACUAUAGCAAAGGCCAGUACCUCAGGUCCGGAUCCAGCGUGGCACCCGAAGGCUCUUCCGAUGAAGACGCCAAUGAGAACUUGACCGGUACUUGCGGCAAAAAGAAGAAAGAGAAAGGACGGGAGGCCCACCGGGUUGGGCAGGACAGCUCCCGGAAGGUGCCGGCGAAGUCGGGAGGCCCAUCGCAGCCCAGCUCUGCCCCCUCCUCCUCCCUCCACACCUCCCGCCCCAAGUCUAGUGGUAGCCGGCUCAUGGCCAGCUGGUUCCACUGGCUGGAGACGAAGGGGCUCAAAUGGCGGGGCCCGGGUGAGACGGAGAAGGAGGAGGGCAGCAGCCAGGCAACGUCGCAGACCAAGCAGCCUACUGCCACCUCAGAGAGAGUUCUGCUUCGUCGUCUCGAUGGGUCCCGCCCACGCUGAGCUCAUGGGGACUCCGGUCCCCCAACAUCCGUCCGCACCCCUGCUCACCCACCACCCCCGAAACAUCCCACUGCAUCUGUGCUGGAGCCAGGAGGAGGAGGAGGAGGAAGAGGAAGAGGAGAGGUGGCCCCGGAAGACUGAUGGGGGUGGGGACUCUCCCCCAAAGCCAAGAACAGUGGAGAAAAACAGAUAAUAAAGAGACAAGAAGCAGG
Tachyglossus aculeatus (Australian echidna) is the source of this 1247-nucleotide messenger RNA. Its product is annotated as putative protein phosphatase inhibitor 2-like protein 1. Gene Ontology annotation, biological process: regulation of signal transduction. The record is from RefSeq and is a predicted model, not a curated record. Lineage: Eukaryota; Metazoa; Chordata; Mammalia; Monotremata; Tachyglossidae. Gene Ontology annotation, molecular function: protein phosphatase inhibitor activity. The transcript is spliced from 9 exons. Bases 91 to 1035 code for a protein of 314 amino acids.